AUGAAGCCGCACUUGUCCCUGUUUGGGGAGAAACCGGAGACGAGGAAGCAAGCCGAUUGGGAAUUGUUGGAUAAACGAGCGUUGGGUGUUAUUCGACCGACGCUGGCUUAUGAUAUUGCAGCUAUAGCUGAUAAUUCUGAUGGUGUCGAUAGGGUCUUGUCCGUCAAUGAGAAUUCAUCAUUUGACGGAUGGAUUAUGGAUUCUGGUUAUUCUUUUUAUGCUACACCAAACAGGAACUGGAUGUAUGAUGGUAUUGUGAGGAUAUUGAACGGAGUAAGACACGUUCCUGAAUUGAAAAAGAACUUAAUUUCCUUGGGUGCCCUAGAUUUAGCUGGAUGCAGAUAUUCUUCACAAGGUGGAGUUCUCAAGGUUGUUCAAGGUGCUCCGGGAAUUCCGAAAAAAUUCUUAGGAAGAUAUGGAAAGGAUCUCUCAAGCUUGGUGCUACUCAAGGUUCCGGGCAGCUUGACUUGGAGAAUUGGAGUAGAAAAGCGAAACAAUGGCAUUGUUUGGUUAUGGAAAGGGUGGCGAGAAUUUAUGCAGCAUUACUCCAUUGGUCAUGGUCACCUCGUAGUUUUCAAAUAUGAAGGGAACUCCACUUUUCACGUGAUGAUAUUCGAUAAGAGUGCUUCGGAGAUCGAUUAUUCGUCGAGUGGCACAUCGAACCUCGGGAGUGGAUUUAUCUCGCCAAAGAGAGAGUAUGUGGUAGAACUUGAAGUUUCGGUGGAUUGCGCUCCUCGUCAAAAAAUGAGGGUCGAACCUCAUUCACCAUGUUCUCAGUCGAGUCCAUGCUGCUCAUCACAAGAUCUCGAAGACAGGGUCGGAGAGUCUAGAAGCAGAGCUAGCCAUUCUAAGCCAGUUUUUGGUGGUUCUACAAGUUCGUGGCCUCUCUCUAGUUUUGAAUUGGCUAGCAAAUUUGACUCAGAGUAUCUUUUCAAGGUGGUGAUCCGGCCAUCUCACAUUAAACAUGAUAUAAAUGUUCCUCGUAAUUUCAUCAUGCAGCGCAUUCGAAAAAUCAAGAAAAUCGCGACUCUCAGGCAUUCAGACAGAACAUGGCCGGUGAAGCUUAGUAGCUAUCCUAGUGGGGCGAUGUUCUCUUCUGGUUGGAUGGCAUUUGUGAGAGGAACUCGCUUGCAUGUAGGAAAUGUCUGCGUGUUCGAGCUAACUGAUAGAGAUGAUAUUGUGUUCAGAAUCUACAUUUUCAGCAGCGCAGGCAGGAACAAAUGGUCUAAAUGCAGAGUGAACCAUUCUGAGCCGGUAUUUUGUGAUCCUACUCCUCCAAGGCCUCUCACUACUCCUGAAUUAGCCAGUGAAUUUGAUUCGGAGCAUCCUUUCUUCAAACUGGUGAUACACCAGGGUCAUUUUAAGAGAGCGCAUGUUCCCCGUCGAUUCGCCGAGCAACAUUUUGAAGAAUUCGAGGGGACGGCAACUCUUAGGUAUUCAGAUAGAUCGUGGGUGGUGAAGCUCUUAAUAUUUACGCACCAAACCCGAGUGUACUUUUCUGCUGGUUGGGCUGCAUUUGCCAGAGAAACUCAUUUGCGUGUAGGAAAUGCCUGCGUGUUUGAGCUCAUUGAUAGGGAUGUUGUUGUGUUCAGAGUUUCCAUCUUCGAAAAUGGUGGUGAGGACCAGAUUCACAUUGAUUGAGGUGAUCAUGAAAUGUGUUACUCUAGGAAGUUCCCAGCAUUGAUAUGAGUUCA
This is a messenger RNA of Rhodamnia argentea, 1694 nucleotides long. RefSeq names its product B3 domain-containing protein LOC_Os12g40080-like. The record is from RefSeq and is a predicted model, not a curated record. Gene Ontology annotation, molecular function: DNA binding. NCBI's taxonomy places the organism in Eukaryota, Viridiplantae, Streptophyta, Magnoliopsida, Myrtales, Myrtaceae.